UAGCAUAUCGUCAUUAUCGCCACUCUUCCACCGGGCAUGGAGAACAGCCGUUGCUUCGCUAACCGCUUCACGGACUACAAGGGCGCCCUGCUGUCGGGUCAGCUCGGCGUCGAUGCCGUGGUGGCUACGGUGGACACGAUCCUCAAAAAGGUGCCCGGACGUGGCGACUAGGACGGCGGGCUGUACGUCGGUCCCGCCGGGGUGGCGUACAUGCUGUAUCACGUCAGCGAAUCUCCCCUCUUCUCGGAGCGGAGGGACACGUACCUCAAGACGGCCAAGCACAUCAUCGACGUGUCUGUGCGCUGCGUGGACGCGGAGCCGGACAAGAACAUGCUCGGCGGUGCGGGCAUCUACGCCGUGGCCGCGAUGAUAUACAAGUCCCUCGGCUUGGCUGACUUCGUCAAGCCGCUGACGAAAUUCCGCAGUGUGUGGGAGGUGUGCGCGCCCAUUUGUUUCCUGGAGUGUGGCUCUGAUGAGCUGCUUGUGGGCCGGGCAGGCUACUUGUGUGCCGCCUUGGUCCUCAGGCAAAAGCUGGCCAUUGAGAUUCUCAGCAGGGAUCGAAUCAAAUCCAUUUGCACGGCCAUCAUCGAGUCCGGAAAGCAAUAUGCGAAGAGGAAGAGAAAGCCGUUCCCCCUCAUGUACGCCUUCUAUGGGACGGAGUACCUCGGGGCAGCCCACGGCCUAUCGUCGGUGCUACAGAUGCUGCUGAGCUACCAGGACAUGCUGAGCGGGGCCGACAAGGACCUGGUGUGGCAGAGUGUCGACUUCCUCAUGAACCAGGAGCAGAACUGGAACUGGCCCGCCGAGCUUGGCGCAGUCAUCGAGAGGGAGAAUGAACUGGUCCACUGGUGUCACGGCGCUCCAGGUUUGCGGAGUUUCUCUUCACCGAGGAGUUCAAAGUGGGCUCGUGCUCCUUGACCAGCGUCCGCAGUCUGUUUGAAGGCCUGUCGGGUACCGUCUGCUUCCUGGUAGACCUCUUGCAACCCGACAAGGCAGAAUUCCCGCUGUUAACCGUCUUUGAGUGAAGGCGGAAAAAGAGGAGCAACAAAAACUAGACGUGUGUCUGGAGGCGUUCUGGCUCUACGGCAGCGUGGGCCGCGUGGAGGAUACUUAUGUCAGCAUCACCAGGAAGAAGCAGCUGCACCGCACAGGCUCCACGGAGGAGGUGGAGCACCAGGUGGGG
Molecule: messenger RNA, 1183 nt
Organism: Entelurus aequoreus (snake pipefish)
Lineage: Eukaryota; Metazoa; Chordata; Actinopteri; Syngnathiformes; Syngnathidae
Product: lanC-like protein 3
Biological process (GO): peptide modification; carbohydrate metabolic process
Cellular component (GO): plasma membrane
Source: RefSeq, a predicted model, not a curated record